GUGGCCUAUUUGGAUCCGGUAAAAUUGCUUUACAAGACAAGACAAACAUGUUUGCAUUAGGUGAUAGAAUUGACACACUUCGUAAUCAAGAUGCUGGUGUAAUCUUGGUUCAUGUUGCUGAAAAUAAGAAUCAG
Molecule: messenger RNA, 134 nt
Organism: Racocetra persica
Lineage: Eukaryota; Fungi; Glomeromycota; Glomeromycetes; Diversisporales; Gigasporaceae
Source: the annotation of a GenBank genome assembly